This is a messenger RNA of Porites evermanni, 15926 nucleotides long. NCBI's taxonomy places the organism in Eukaryota, Metazoa, Cnidaria, Anthozoa, Scleractinia, Poritidae. The record is from the annotation of a GenBank genome assembly.
CAAAAUGGCCGACUGCGGUGACAAAGAAUCAAUGCAAGUUUUCAGCUGUUGCAAGAUAUUCUCACGCUACAGGCAGUUCCUGGCAUACAUGCAGUGAUUCAAAUGCUUCGUUAUGCCCAGAAGGAAAAAUCAAGGCGGAAAUGUAAACAGCGUUGACGCAGAUUCAGCACAAAAUGUGGCUCGCAACCAAAGCGCUGAGUUGCCGUCGCGUGACACCACUCUGCGUGAAUUACAGAGUAUGUUUGCUGGUUCAGUCGAUCCCGAAGUAGUUCAGCUGGUACUGUCAGAAAGCAACUACAAUGGUAGGCAAAUCAUUGUUGAUGUAAAGAGUACAUUGUCAAUUUUUAAUGCUUUUUCUCCUGGUGCUUCAAGACCAAACUUAUCGGAUAUGUAUCGAAAGUAAGGUUAACUCGUUUCGGUACGAACUUUAAUACAAGUUGCAAGCAGUGAAAAUGCACAAGAAUUUCGAUCACUUAAAGUAUAGAUAGCGUACGAACAUGAAUAACCUGGCGUGAAUUUUCUAUAAUCCAAAUACGCUAACUAUUAACUUACACCUUGACUGAACAGACUUAUAUCGAAACGACUUUAUAUCGAAACAACCGUUUAGCUGAAUUUACACAAUGUAAACAGUCACAGCUCGUCCGGAAAGUAAAUAGACAAAAGAGAGGGCCAUAUUGUUACAAGGAGAAGUGAUUAGAGAGUGAAUUGACAUAGUGAUUACUUUUCACUAUAAAACCUUUAGGCCCUAAGUGUGAUCACACCUUGGAAUCAGGAGAUAAACUAGAAAGGGAUAACCUCUUUUAUCUCCUUUUCACUUUCCGAUUUGGAUUUGUGAAUAAACAGCUAUUAUUAUUAUUAUUAUUAGAAUCAAAUUUCUCCUUGCUAUAUCAGUUUUUUUCACUGAGGGUCGGAAAGGAGGUUCUCCGUGAACCGUGAACGCCUAUUUUUAAUUGCCGUGAAUCGUGAACGAAAGAAUUUAUUUAUCGUGAUCCGUGGACAAAAUUUAUCUCGUGAUUCGUGAAAUAACUAAUUUAUUUCUUGAGAUUCAUGAGCAUGGUCUAUAAUUAGCCAAUUUUUCGUCAAAUGUUCAACAUAAACUUUCAAGGAACUUGAUAAAUCAAGGUCAAGUCUGUCAACAAAGAUGAACGAAAUGCCCCGCACAUCCUAAACAUGUCUAGACGUCACAUGAUCAUCAGACUUGCACACAUAACUAAUUCAUGACGUGCGAGCGAAAAUUUAAGCACGAACAGUGAGGGAAGUGUUUUUCAAGUUUUGGAAGGUGUUUUCUAUCAUGUGGAUCCAACAACAUCUUCAAAUACAAUGAAUGUGUUUGUUGGCAGCAAAGAGCAUGUACGUAUUCCUUUAUCGGGAAAGCACUGCUCUUUGCCGGCAUUUGUGAGGCACGUGGUAGAACAUGGAGGCCUCAGGCAGGGAGCUGAAAAACGAGGCCUUGGGUUCAGCAUUGAUAUAAAAUUGUGCUGCUUAGAAAUAGGACUAGAUGGCAACAAGGUCUAUGCAAUAAAUAUAUUGUUCUUGCACAUGCAUGCACUACACUAAAGGCUUGCAAAUAAUGAAGUGUAGGCCAGUUCUGCUUGUGUACAGUACAGCAUGCAGUUGUGAAUUAUAAUUUUUGUAAUUAAGUAUUUUAGGCAUUUGUAUGCAUAAUUCAAAAUGGUUGACACCUCAGUUGUGCAAUACUAAAUGGGUGACAAAUAAAAUCAAACGCUGAAUUUUGCGUGAUUCAUGAAAGGUCUGUUUAAAUUCCCGUUAACCAUGAAAUUUCAAUUUUAAUUCCAGUGAACCGUGCAUGCACCCCCCCUCCCCUUUCCAACCCUCAUGAGUGCUUUUUCACAGCUUUUCCCCACUAUCUCUCUAGGCAAAUGAACAUGUAUAAAGACUACAGAGGCAACAAGUAAGGGAUCAUAUUUUGACAAUAGGGUUUUAGGGUUUAACACGUAUGUGUUGUAGUUAAUUUUUCCUCUCAGGUAAUUUUCGUUUCUCUUUUGUUUUUGGGUGUGGUAAUGUAAGCUAAUGAGGUUACUAGAAGCAAAGGAAAAAUGAAAAUUAACUAGAAAAAAAAUUAACUACAACAAGUACACUCAAUUCAACUGCAUAAACAAGCAACAUUUGUCAGAACUUUCUUCCUUUCCUAGCAAAUGAUGCCAUAGAAAAGCUGUUUGUUUUGGGUGGCACAGAGCAAGACCUAAAAGAAGAGAAAUGUGCUUCCGAGAAGAAAACAGAUCAUGAACUCAGGCCAUUUUCUAAAACCUUUGGAACCCAUGGUGAAACACAUGCCCAAAAAACUGUGCCGUCUUCUACGUUACCAUUAAGUCCAGUUCCCUGUGAGAGAAAUCAAGCACAAACACACCCAGAAAGUUUUCCUGGUACCGCAAGCUCUACUACUCUUUCAUCAGGCUUGCCAGAUUUCCCUGACAGCAUUUCACAGCAGUAUAAAGCAUUAAAAAGUCAAGAAAAAGUGUCCUUGAAUUUCGACUCAACACCUCAUGAAAAACCUUCAGCACACAGCACAAACACAAGGCCUCCACUCAUUCAACAGGUUAUUUGUAGUAGUGAAUCUUUAGGGAUAAAUAAUGCUGGUGAAGAGAGCAAACCUACAGGAACCUUGGAGCCCUUUCUCAAGCAAAAUAUGUCACAGAGGGCUACCACAGACAAGUGCAAAAGUACGUCUCUUGAUAAUGCUGAACAACAGAGAUUAGAUUGGGAACCAAGCACAAAGAAAAUGUACAGUGGUGACUUUUUGACCCAUACAGAUAUGUUUCAGGAUAAAAGGCAAAAGCCAUGCAAAGAGAGGACUUCAAAUAUAUGCCAUCCACAAAAUGUGCAAAGUAUGCCAUCUGCAAAAACUCAGAGUGUUGGGUUGUCCAAUAAUUCAUUUAAUUCUCCCAAGACUCUACCAAGUUAUGGUGCAAAUAAACCUCAUUUUCGACCAGUAUCAAACAGCACACAGCAGUUGCCAAAUCAUGGCACUUUCAACAGUUUACCAGUAACAAAGGAAUCUAUGUUUCACCCUCCUGCCAUACAAAGGCAGGUUCAACCAUUUGUGACACCUCUGGGUUUUGGCCAGGUGAUUCAAGGCAAUACUUCACAACCAAGGUUUGGUUUAAUGCCAGUGACAUCAUCACAAUGGCAACAGGGACCUCAGAGAGCUUUAGUUAGGGGACAAGUUCUCCUACAGUACCCUCAAGGGAAUUGUCCUGCUUACCAGCCUCCUUUCUUCCUGGGAAGAGGUUUGUGGAUUUAUGUUGUUUUCUACCUUUUCUUGGUAGCUAGGGUUUGUAUUACUCCUCAAACUUUUAUGUACCCCUGGAAAACUUCUAGCAUUUUUUACUUUUAGAUAAAUAAUAUAGUACACUAAAUCUUGUAGUAUGUGGCUUAAGACUAGACACGAUUAUCAUUCACAUGUAACUUUUUAGUCAGGAUAAUUAAUUGACAUAUUGAAAACAUUAAUUUUUUUGUUAGUUCAAGUUAUGGAUCUUGGAUUUUUCUUGAAAUUUACUUGAUCUAGUACAUGUAGUUGUAUGCUGGAAAAACCCUGCCCUUUCAUUCUUUAUGAUGGUACUAGACAUAUUGGUUUGUUGUUUUGCACAUUGGUUAAGAUUUGGUAAAAUUUCUUUUAGACCUUAUAAGUUUAAAACUGUGCGACCAAACAGGCCCGGAUGAUGAUACUUAAUCCAAGGAAUAUGACUAAAAUACUUACCAAAAUCAACAAUAACUCCCCUUGGGGAGUUGUUGUUUUAUUGAAAUGAUUAUCAGGGACACCAUAUUUAAACAUCUAUAUAGUCUUAUAUGGCAGCAACAUGGCCUGUCGGCCCCUCAUUAAGUGGGUCGGAAUUUAGUUACCUUUAUUUGAAUUAAUUUACUAGUUUGGUUAGUGUGUCGUUUCCACCAUUUGCUUGGUGUAAUAAGAUAGUAUUUCAUUAAAGGAGGCCAACUUUCAGCUGCGACCAGGUCUCCAAAACAAGCGUCUACAAGUGUGCAAAUGCCAUUUUCGCCAGUCAUUCAUCAGAGGCUGCUUAUUUUGAUCCGAGGAUUACCAGGAAGUGGAAAGUCUACACUUGCACUGUGAGUGUUUACCUCUGUCACCAGAAAAAUGUUUAGAAGCACUUUUUCAGUUAUAUAUUUUUGGCCCUUUCCUUUUGGUGCAGCUGAACCUCUAGAAAUAGUGAUCUCUUUUCAACUGCCACCCCCCCUACCCUCCAACCCUAGCCCCUCCCCCCACACCCCAAAAUGCCAACUUUGUUUGGUCCCAAAGGAUACAUCCUCUCCUCUUUUAACCUCUGUGCAAUGACUAGCUUUCUACAACAGCCAUCUUUUGAGUCCCUAUGGUAGUGGCAUUAAGGUGGAGGGAUUUAUAACUGAAGGCAAGAAAUAAGCCCUCGCAGUACCAUUAGGCUCCAACAUACAGUGGAACCCCAUUGAUACGGUCACCAAUGGGCCAAAAAAAAUUUGGCCGUAAUAACAAGGUGACUGUACUAACAAGGGUUUCUUUAUGAGAAACUGUAUGGUCGUUUUUGCCAGGUGGCCAAAAAAAGUGGCUGUAAUAACGAGGUGACCGUAUUACCAAGGUGGCCAUAAGGCGGGGUUCCACUGUACAUUGUUUUUGCCAGGUGAGACAGUAGGCCUCCACCUUAUCACAGGGUUUGUAUCUACCACUGUACAAUUUAUGUACAUUUAGCCAUGAUGUUGACAUGUUACAAUUCUGCAUUCUUGUAAUGAUUUCAUCGUAGAAAACUGAAAGGUGCCCAUGGUGUUGUGCUCUCAACAGAUGACUUCUUUUACAGGAAUCAAAGGUAUGUUUGAUUUUUUUGCAUGCAUUCUAUUUCUCUCGUGUCCAUCUCUGCUGGCACUGUAUUGCAUAAGUGUUUGGAGAUCGACCUAUCCUUAUUUGAAACGCCUUGUUAAAAACUGCUGUAAUAAUGAGCUGUAAGAAUCAUCCCUGAAUCUUGUUAUAAUGCUCAUAAUAGCACCAAUAAUAAUGAACCUUUCCAUAACUACUACUAAUAUGUAUCUAGCAGAAAUAGGUAAACUAAUAAUGUUUCGUUAUAAAACUGGAUUGUCACCAGAUAUAUUUCAAAACACUUUAUAGGCAAAAAAAUUGAGCCUAGGUUAAUUGUAACCUGAAUUCAAUUUUGACCUGUAACAUAUAAGUUUGUAUUUUGCGAUAUUGCAAUAUUGCAAUAUUGCAAUAUUGCAAUAUAAUCAGGCAAAACGUGCCAGCUUAUGGCUGGUUCCUUGUUGCUGAUACAUUAGCAUGCAAUAACCUUUCUCAAAAUGGCAUGGUGUGUACUGGUUCAUUAAUUUCUUUGAUUCUUCAUCGAUGACAUUUUAGGUAUGAAUUUGAUGCAAUGUUACUGAGUGAAGCUCAUGAAUGGAAUCAGAAACGAGGUUUGUGCAAAAUAAUGCAUAUCGAUACUGAAUACUACAAAUUUUAUGAUCAUCAACAUCAUAUCCAUUCAAAAAUUCAAAACAGCAUACAGUCAACUCUCGCCAUGCGGACACCCCGCUAUAACGCACACCUCGAUAAUACGGACAGCGGCUAAAUCCCGGGCAAAAAUAAAUUACCGAUGUUUGACUGAAAUAAUUUCCCGCUAUUACGGACUCUCACUAGUGAGGACACUAACUCGAAGUCCUUACGGUGUCCGCAAUAAAGGGAGUUGACUGUAGUGGGCAGGAACACGUACCUCUCAGUAUCUCUUAUUUGAAUAAAAUCUUACCUUACGAUUUCUUCCACUGACUCAAAAGAUAGAACUACCUUGUGCAGCAUAAUAAACAGUACCACAGGGAAGUACUGCUCAGUAGCUCUCAUUUCAAUGAUCACACUAUAGGAUAUCAUUCACAGACUCAAAAGUUAGAACCUCACCUUGUACAGUAUAAUAAACAGUACCUCAGGAAAGUACUGCUUAGUAGCUAUUAUUUGAAUGGUCACGAUUUCAUCCACAGUGUCAAAACUUAGAACUAUACCUUGUGCAGCAUAAUUAACGGUCCCACAGGAAAGUACCAUAGGAGCUUGCGAAUAUGCCUGUUUAUAUGUAAAUGUAAAUGUAAAUGUAAAGUACUACUCAGUAGCUUUCAUUUGAAUGGUCACACUGUAGGAUUUCAUCCACAGACUCAAAAGUCAGUUAGAACCACCUUGUACAGCAUAAUAGACAGUAACACAGGAAAGUUCUACUCAGUAGCUUUUAUUUGAAUGGUCACGCUUAAGGAUUUCAUCUACACCCGUGGGUUAGAACCCUCAUGUAAAACACAAAAAUACCAGAGGAAAAUACCGUUUAGUAGCUGUCAUGUGAACCACGAAUCUAUUUUUUUGUGUGUCCCUGAGAACUGCAGACUAACCGGUCUGUAUUUCUUUCUUGUAGCAAAAAGUGCUAUAGAAAAACUGACAUCACCGGUGAUAAUAGACAACACCAACACACAGGCGUGGGAGAUGAAGCCUUAUGUGUCUAUGGUAAGAUGAUAACUGAGUCGACAACACCCAAUAUUAUCACUGGAUGUUACAUUUUCUUUAUUGGUAGUAAGUUUUCAACUUAUUGAAGUGGAACCGAAGGAGGGAAGGUUGCAGCCAGUCGGCGGCCGGCUCAUUAUUUUUAUUUAUUCGUUUAUUUGUUUAUUUAUUGUUUAUACUGUAUACAGUAACAUCUGUGUUAGUAUACAGGGCUGUCAUUACGUUUUUAAGCAGCCGUAGCAAAUGAACAUUCACCCGUAACAUCGCACAAAAAUUUAUAGUGCCACCUUUAGCAUUCCGCUUUGAUCAACCGUAAGCUCUGAGUAUACUAGUAUACUAUUCAUAAUAUUUACACAUGUAUUUGUGUGAUGCUUGCCCUUUAGGCUUUAAAGCAUGGAUACUUCGUUAAAUUUAUUGAACCGGAUACCUCAUGGAAAAGGAAUGUAAAAGAACUUGCUAGGUAUGUAUGGAAAAAUCGUGAGAAAAACAAACGAACAACUGUAACACAACGAGCAGACAAGACUAGAGAAACACGCUUUGAUUUCGCCUUUUUUUGUGUGGGCGAUGACCGUUUGGUACCUUAUUACAGGUUAAUCUUUCGUAGGUUCUUCUUUGCUGGUACUUACAGUUUGCUACCCUGUGAAAUUUUCAAUGCCGCGUUCCUAGUUGCGGGGAUUUGUAGCACGGAAUAAUGGCUUUGUCGUUUGAAAUGGAUUCUCUUACGUUUUGUGACUUCUUCUAUUUUCACUCGUAGACGUAAUCAACAUGGAGUUACCAUAGAAACCAUAACGAGAAUGAAGGAACGGUUUGAACAAGGUCUUACUGUUGAAAAAAUAAUGAACUGCGAGGGAAAACCUGAUCCUCAUAGAACUGAGAACAAUUAUAAAACUCUAAAAGAGACUGGUGCUAAGAAGCAAAACUUUAGUCUCAGGGCUCCACCGACAUUGCAGAAGGAAGGCUCUCUGGGCCUGGGAAAGAGUGACAGAAAUACCUUUGACUACACCACGUCGGCAGAGAACACUGCUCUGACCAAAGUGGUUCACUCCUCGAAGAGUGUCGACCACCGUGAAAACGAAAAAAACAACGCCUUGGAAGGGAACGAAAUUGACUUUCUAGGUGUAAGAGAGGGUAGCAAAAAAAGCGUUGAAAAUUUGAACAACAGUGAAAAUUCUUCAGAGGAUGAGGAGGACAUCAGUGCAUCUAAGAAUCCGCCAUAUGGGGAUAGUAAAGACGUCCCUGAUGCGGGCAUUAGUCCAAAGCCACAGAGAGUCCCAAGGACCCGAGAGAGGAGAUCGCCAAAUGUCGAACAGCGUAACGAUACCGACAACACUGCGAAAUCUGACAUCCGUGUUCGUGAAAAUUCAGAUGAUGUUACUGGGGAAGAAACUGAGGCUAUCAAUAGUCCUCGGCCUCAGAGAGUUCCAAGGGUCCGAGAAAGGAGAUCUCCAAAUGUUGAACAGCGUAGCGAUACCGACAACGUUAUGAAAUCUGACAUCUGUACUCGUGAGAAUUCAGAUGAUGUUGGUGGGGAAGAAAUGCAGGCUUUCGAUAGUCUGCUGCCCCAGAGACCUCCAAGGGUCCGAGAGAGGAUAUCGCCAAGUGAUCAUGAUCUCGUAACCAUAAGAGCACCGGAGGAUCUCAGUUGUCGCGGCAGCGAUGACAGGCUUCAGUUAAAUAGCAUUGCUAACGCAGUGAGCGAUCCAGAAAAAGGCAGCGCAAGCUUGGAGCUGUCCAAAGAUUCAUUGUCAGCUACUGAUAGACCUAUCUUUUUGCCACCCUUUUUUAAGGGGGACAACGAAGACGACAGUGAAGAAGUUGCUCUGGCAUCUGAAAAUUCUAAGUCAUCGAUGCCAUUCGUUGACUUUGCAUUUCCAUCGGACAGUUCUCCGGAGCUCUACAGCGCAUUCUUGUCCAAUGCUUCUUCCUUGAACUCAGGCAAAUCAAACAGAGUGACAGAUAAACGUCUUGGGGAAGAUUUUGAAGUAAAGGGGUCUAGUGAAGAACAAGCCACUUGUAACCUGCCACCUUCUGAUAAAAGCACAAGUUUGGCUCGGAUGUGUUACGUCGAUAAAGACGCCAUGGAAGGGGCAAAUAUCGGGUUCAAACAUCGCGAACCUACUGAGAAAAAAUCAGUUGCCUUUCCCCCACCUUUGUCGACUAUUUUGGCUUCUGCUUCAAAAUCAAAGCAAAAAAAGCUAUCAGCCUCCAGCACCAGUCAGAAACAGUCCGUAGAAGAUGCAGAAAACUAUAGUGAAGAAACUGACGUGAAACAACUUAAGGAACCAACUGUUUAUAGACCAGAACGUGUAUGUAGUGACAAUGUCACCCAAGAAAACAGGUAUCAACCGACAAAAGAUAUGUUAAGCGACGUACAUAAUCUGCGCCAUGAGGCAGAAGACGCUUCCCCCGGGUACUCGGCGAAUGAUUUCUCCACUGGUGUGGAGUUUUUAAAGACCUGUUUCCCGGAUAUUGAAAGUGACGUUAUAAGCGCGUUGUUGACGGAUACAAGCGGAGACGUAAUGAAGGUAGUCAAUGAAUUGCUGGCGGAUGAAAGUGAUUUAGUUUCCUUCCCUGUAGGUGAGACAGACCUUAGCACACAGCAGUCUCAGGAUUCUCAAAUCGUAGCUUCUCAGAAUCUUCCAUUGAAAUCGUUGAACGGAAGUUUAAAAUCAGUUAAGCCGAUUGAUGAAUCGCAUGUGGCAGGUGAUCACACUCAUGAAGUGAGAUCCCAAAGUUCUGCUGUGCGAGAAGUGAGCGAUAUUCCGAGAGAAAUAUCGGCACAAGUGGAUCAGACAAAUCAACCCAGGUCCAUGGAGUCAAGUCCUCUCGCUAAGACCCAGUCUUCUAGUCGGAGCACUUUUCAGCUGACACUUGAACCCGCGAUAGCACUGCACCUGGUAGAGCUGUUCGGACCCUUCACUGGAGUCAACUUUCAAGGUUUGCGCACUUUUAAGUUCUCUUGUAUUCACACUUUUUUUAGUGUGGGGAUUGCAUGGCCCGAUAAGAUCCGCUGUGCAAGGAACUUAAACGAUAUCUUUUUCCUGCUUCACAGAGGAUCUGAGCCUUGAAGAUCUUAUCAUAGACGUGGACAAUACAUUAGCGAAACAGUUGUACAAAAGAUGGGAGAAGAGCAUCCAGGUUCAUUUCAUGUGAUACUUAAACUAAACUGCUUACUUACUAGAGUUAAAAGCGGAAACAAGAAUAAUUUAGGUUCCCAUUUUUCGUAUUUUGUUUCAGAAAAGAAAGGGGAUUCCAGUUGAUAAAAAAGGUAAUGCAUUGGUCUUUCAUGCUAUACAAGAUUUUCAAUGGUUUUGGUGAUAUUUUUAACUUUCUUGAGGCUUCGUAACUUUCUAGAGGUUUCGUAGGAAGUCUAAACUCCUUCCUAGUUUAAAAAGUCACCUCAUUGAGACCGGCUCUUCUUGGAGAGGUUUUUGUUCUAAAGAGAAUAGUAACAGAGAAAAUAACUUAAGUACGGCAGGGACCAACUCAGUAGUGUCCUUUUUAGGGAGGUGCCCGUUUAGAUAGUCGAAGAAGUGGCUAGUCACGAUUUGACAAAAAAUUGACAUUUCUUUUUUAAAAUGCAGAAAUACAAAUAGUACUUUGUGAAAGUAUUGCCAAAUAGGUUUCUUUUUAAUGGUCGCACGUUAGGAUUCUGUUCACCAACUCAAAAGUUUGACCACUUUAUAAACUCCUUUAUUCACUAUGGGAGUAAAAAGGUUUUAAACGUCUUUUAUCUACAUAUACGAAUAGCUCCAUUUUCCGUAAUUUCUGUUUUAUUGUCUACACUUUUUCCAUAGUUAAGUCACCGCGAGCAAAUAAGAAACCGGCAGAUUCCAGUUCACGUUUUUUAAACGAAAUCCAGUCUUCUUCGGACAGUCACCGGCCACCCCAGCAGUUACGGACUGAGCUUCAAUCAGGUAAUAAUUGCAGCAAUUAUGCUUAAAUUCAAUCGACUGUAUUUAUAAUGCCCAUUGUCCUCUAUGUUGUUCUGUCAGGUAACUUGAGGGAGAUCAUGGACGAACAACUUGCUCUAGAGCUGAGCAGAACUGCAAACGUAAGUACACGUAGCAUUGCUUAAAAGUCAUUUUCUAUUAGGCGUUUCUUUUGAGAAGAAGAAAAAUUUAGGUUUCUGGGAAACUACCCACCUACUCCUCACCAAAGCCAACAUUAACUCUUACUUCUCCCUAAGGGCAAAAUGUUGGCUCAGGGAAGGGUAGGUGGGCAGUUUCCCAGAAGCCUGAAUCGACUCGAAGAUAUCCAGGUACUUCAAGACCAGCGUUAAAAGGAAACGGUGCCGAUGAGAAGACAAGAAACCGUUUCCGUACUGCUUACUUUGAGAGUUUGUAUUUUCAAAUAUGGCUCCAAAACGUUCUAUUAAAGCGAAUGAAAGUCGAAACAAUAUCUUUUAUACCUUUUUCUCUGCUAGAAAAAGAAAAAAGAACUGUUGCGGAUAUAUUUUUCUUUAUUUAUUGCUAUUGUAAGGUCGCAGAUGUGAAUGGACAAGACAUUGCCAUCAACCUGAAGAGGCGGAAACUUUUUGAAAUGUUUCCUGGUGUCGAUCCGACGGCCUUAGAGGAAGUAUUCCAAGCUAAUCAGUAAGUUUGUAGUUAUAAAUGGUUAAUUAAUGACCUUUGUGAUUGCAGAGCCCUUGGUUGGUAAAUUCGGGUGCGCUCGAAUGACUGUAUUUUGGAAAUAGGAAUGCAUGGAAUAAUCAGGAAUUUUCGUUCGGUUGACCUACCAUCUUAAAAUUCUGAAAUAAGCAGAAUAUAUUCCAAACAUUUUGAUCCAGGGAGCCUGCCUGGAAUAGAAUGAAAUAAUGACUCCAUUUUCCUCGUGUUGUGGCUUGUUUUCACAGCAACAAAGAAAAUGGCGGUAAACAAACAAACAAACAAACAAACAGAACUAAACUUCUUGCGCCCAUUUUCCUGCGCCUCGCCUGUAUGGUUGCCAUCUUUUCCCGCGCUAAGUACAAACGUUUCCCGCGCCGUGUUUCGGAGGUUAAGUGUUUCCCGCGUUGAUAAUACCACUCGACAACUUUCAAUAGCCAGAACGGCAACAACAACUACUACUACAACAACAACAACAGUAGAUGUGUUCUUUUAUCUUUAUAGAUUUGAAUUAGGCCCCUCCGUAGAAGUUGUAAAGGCGUCUUGUAAUUUGUCCGGUGAGGGAAUUCCUAACACGGUAGUCGCUCCUGGUUUAAGAAAUAAAGAGAAGGCGAAAAGAAAGGUAUAAAAAUGCGUCGUGACUUGUCUUCAGAGAAAUAUAUUGAAAAUAAAAAUCAGCCAAGCCAGGGUGAAACUUCGAACUACACAAAGGACAAACCCAAUACACCCUUCAACGCCAGGGUUUUUCAACUUUUGACAUGGACCAGUUAGGGGAAGACUUAGUUGCGGAUCCAGAUCUUAAGAUAAGGGGCGGGGGACAGGUCCGGUCAUCCAGACCCUGAUAUAAGAGGUGGUGGUGGCGGGGGGGGGAGGGGGGGGGUCUUAAUUUUUUUUCGGCCAUUCGGGGCUCAGUUUGGUCUGAAAAUAAGGAGGGGGGUACCGGCCCCCCCCCCCCCCCCCCCCCCCCCCCCCGGGGCCCCCCCCCCCCCCCCUCCCCCCCCCCCGCAAAAAACCCACAAACAUAAAAAAAAUAGCAAAGUUAAAAGUAAAACAUUCUAAAAAAGAAAAAAUAAAUACCCCAAAAAGGGAGAAAAUUUAUAAACGGUUUGUUGGACAGUCAGACCACCCCUGCCACCGGCACCUGCGCACGAUACAACACUAAAACUAGAGUAAACCCGAGAAAAAGCGACAGAACGUCAAAAAAAUUUUCAACUUAAAAGGUAAAAUGGCUUAUGGCGAGGAACAUGUGGCACCGAAAAGGGGCGAACAUUUUACAACGUUUUUGUGGGGGGGGGAGGGGGGGGGGGGGGCAGACCUUUCAACUCUCACGGUCUGAGCAGUCAACUCAUGGUCUCACGAUUUAGCUUCCAAAUUUCACGUUGAAUCAGAAAAUUGAAAAUUACUAGACAAUUCCAGUAGGAAUUGCGUAAUUUAAAAAAAAAUGUCUUCAUAAUAGACGAUUUGUAUCAAUCUAAUUUUUUUGGGGGAAGCCUGAGUCCAAUUCCAAACUCAUUCCCAUAGAAUGUAGGUUCGCUGAGGUUCGGUAAGGUCUGCGAAGGGGGCGGGGGAGGGCAAGUUUGUGCCCCACACCAUACAAACGUCGUUUAUAUAAUGUCUAGGCUCCUAAACUCUAAUCCACACAGUCUCCAGAUUCUAAAACCUCCAGUGAUUAUGCCAAUUUUUCCCGUUUACACCAGUUUUAUUCGUGUGUUUUAAUUUGGUAGGAGCCUGAAGAAGACUGGAGCUGGUUAUAUUCAGACGGUAGGCUGUGUAAAUUAACAUCAUAUUUAACAACUAUUCCUCGAGCCUGAAUGGGCUCUGAGUUAAUAGCCCAUGAGGCCGAAGGCCGAAUGGGCUAUUCACUCAGAGGCCAUGCGGGCGAGAGGAAUAAUUGUUUUAGUAAAAUCCAACUAGUUGGUCAAAAAUAUCGAGAAUAAAAAAUCUUUUAGCUAGUUAAAGCUAGACUUUAAUCCUUUUUUGCCGCCAAAAAGCUCGCGCUUUUCGUUACUAGUGGGCUAUAACAUAUAGCCUAGUAGUAGCUCAACCAAUCAGAACGCAGCAUUGAUAACAGACCACCAGCUGGAUGUUACUAAAAGUUAUUAGGUGCAGUCGAGCUCGAUUAUCCAGAAUUGGUGGAACUGGGGGUAAAAAAGAACAAUAGACGAGGGUCCGUUUGAAUCACAAUAAGACCAACAGUGACACUGACUAAAGAAGAAAACUUAGAUUUAAUUGUGCUCAACGUUAUAAACUUCAGGGUGUAGUACCUCUUACCUGAAUGGACUUCAUCACUUACAACGUGUACGAGUCCUCCUUCACUUACAUAAUUAGGUAAAAUGUUAAAGGUAUUUUUUAUCUCUUGAGUGAAAAUAAACGCCACCCAGAAAUCGUCUUUUUCAGGUUUAAACAAUUUCACUCCUUAAAACUUUAAGCCCCAAGACUUACGAACAUCAGUUUUCUCCUAACAACGUUAGUCCGUAAACUAGCCUGAGAAAACAGCCGACAUUUCGCGACGCAGCCACUGGUUUCUCCGCGAAAUGACGUCUGAGCAAUGAGCGCAGAAAUUCCCUUCUGAGAACGUGUUACUACCCAGAUGUAGGUAGUGCUUCUGAUUGGUUGAAGCAAAUUUCUCACGAGGCACCACCAAUCAGAAGCACUGCCCAGAUCUCGGAAGUGACGGGUCAUCUUAGACUAUUCAUAAACAAGAGAAAACUUUUGUGCUCUGUAGUAUAUCGAUGUAGAAAAAGUUAAUAGGGUUGUCUCGAGGAAGCUGUAUCUUUGUUUCAGUCCUGAUUUUGAUGUUUAUGAGUGCUGGUUUGAAACCUUUACUUGCUAUGUUUGAUUUCAGAUUCCUCGCGGUCAGAAACGGAGUCAGGCCCGUUCCAGACCCUUGAGACGCCAAGUUAUCGGGAUUACCGCGCGGAAGCUUUUCAGCACUACAAGCAAAGAGACGAGUGUUUCAAGAAAGCCGCUCUGGCUUUCUCCAAGAAACAAGGACAACUGGCCCAGGUGUAUGCUCAACAGGUACAUGUGCAUAUUUGGAAAGUGGUAAAAAAUCUAUGCAACCAAGGAAUCUUGGGGGUAGGGGUAGCCUACGUGUAACCGCACCCUCCCCCCUCCCGUCAAAGGAAGAAAAGGAGAGAGGGAGCGUUUACGAAAGGCUGGCACGAAUCGUGUUAUGUGACGUCACUCCUAAUUUAUGCAAUUUACACAAAUACUUUUAUUUUAUGCGAAGGAGGCGGGUCUCUGUUUUUCUUUUGUCGGUUGGGAGGUUGCGGCUACUUGUAGGCUUGGGUGGGGGCCUUGUGUUUUCUGUUAUUGCUCGCUCAGUUGAGUUUGCGGUUUACACUUACUGAAUGUAGCUAAUGACUAUAAUUUUUAUUUUUAAUCCACCUUUGUAUUUCAGGGCCACAUGCACACAGAGAAAAUGAAAGAAGCCAAUGCAAGAGCUGCGGCACUUAUCUUGGAACAAACGUAAGAGUAACCAAGAGUUCUUUUUCAUUCUUAUUGGCUGUUAACCGCCAAUAUAAUUCUGAUAGUUUGCAGAGCUGCAUUGGAAGGAUUCAGCUCAUGAUUUCGAAUCAGUUUAAGCAUUUUCACAUAUCGCCAUUCGUGUCUUUUUCCGUUGCCUAACAUAACAUUUUGCCACGUUUUCUAUGUUGUGUACUUGAAGUUCUCCGGCGCUUACUAUACACGUGCGUGACGUUUUCCCAUUCGUGCUCUUUGUGUUACUGGUUUUCCCUUGUUACUUUAUGAUUGCAUUUGCACUUUCUUGGUCACAAUUUUUAACGAACUUAACAUCGCUUACAAUUUCCAUAACGCUUUCCUCAUUUUGAAAUGAUGCAAACCUUUUUAGGAACAAGUAUUCGGACGAGAACACCAUUGAUUUGCAUGGCCUACACGUUACAGAAGCCGUAGAAGCUCUGGAAAACAUGUUGAGUGAAAGGAAAGGUACUGAAAUUAAAAACCAAACGCUGAUUUUUGCCCCCGCAGCUAAGCGAAAUCGCGAGGGAGCAUCCUAGUAGCUCGCGCGUAUAAAUAGGAAAGUACUUAACAGCUGAAUUAUGCAGUCGGUAUACCAGAAAAACCUCGAUUUGUUAAAAACAGAGACUGCACGGAAUCGUUGGAUAAUGAUGACGUUUCAAGUAUGAAAUGGUUAGGAUGACCUUAAACAGAAAAUACCCGAAGGGACCGCUUUGGUUGAUUUUUUUGACACUUAUUGUACAGUCCUAGUUCGAUACUCGUUUGUGUUACGUGUGUUCAGUGACAUUUUGUGGAGCAGCUGUUUUGAAACAUGCGGACCCAAAGACACUCGUUAAGCGUGUUAAACGUGGGUGAAGGUAUAAGGGGCGUAUAACUGUAUAUAAGGACUUGGAGGCUUGCCAGACACAAGUUUUUCAUUCACAAACCUUUGAUUGGAAAUAAUCGCUUUGAUUAUCAGAUCACUAUCGAGGUCAAGUCGUGUUUCGCAAAAGUUCCGCCUUGGAAUUUAAAGGUGUGGGAAAAAAGAUAGUUUUUUUUGUUGUUUCAGAAAAAGGCUGUAAGGCAAUUUCUGUGAUAACUGGACGAGGAAAUAACAGUCGUGGUGGAAAAGCUCGUAUAAAGCCUGCCAUCUUGGAAUACCUUAAGAAAAAUAACUACAAGUAAGUAAACAUGUUUUAUAGACCGGCUGUUGUCGUAUUUAUCAUUAUGAGCCCUGGUGGAUACUUCGUUCGCGCGCUCUGUAAUCUGCAUGAGGCGUAUUUAUUACAACCUGAUUACAACUUACAAGAAUACAAUGACAUACAAACACAACAGAAAGUAAAGAGAAAUGCCACAAGGAUGGUCUGCAAAAGCGUCAAAGACUACAGACAGAGCAC